Messenger RNA from Komagataella phaffii GS115, 900 nucleotides. RefSeq lists its product as uncharacterized. The record is from RefSeq and is a predicted model, not a curated record. Lineage: Eukaryota; Fungi; Ascomycota; Pichiomycetes; Pichiales; Pichiaceae. The transcript has a single exon. The coding region runs from base 1 to 900 and encodes 299 amino acids.
AUGACCACAGUAGCAAUAAUUGGAGCACACAGUGUGCUUUUCGAACCCAUUGUCAAAGCGCUCAAGCAAGCCUCAAACGUGAAGUUCCCCAUAAGAGCUGUCACCAGGAAGAUCGGUCCAUCUGAAGUGUCUGAUGAUAAAGUCAAGUACUACGAAGCAACUGCAGAUGACGACAAGACAUACGACCCAGUCCUGACAGGCACUGACGUAAUCAUCAACCUUACUCCCCCAUCUGUGGAGGAGUCCAAGUACAACAGCAUUCUCAAGUCAAUUGAGCGAGUCGGUGUAAAGAAUUUCAAGUUCUACAUUCCAUCGCAGUUUGGAGUUGAAUUGUCAGAGUUUCCCUUCCGCCCUCUCGUGUACAUCAAGCAGCAACACUCCGAAAAGGCCCGUAAGCUGGGUUUGAAGACUGUGGAUGUGUUCAAUUCAUAUUUUGUCAACAAAGGCGGGUUCCUGGAUACCAUUUUGGCUCAUCUUGGUUACCAAGGUGACAACAAGGUCAUCAUAAGAGGAGAUCCAGAUCAGCUUUUCAAUGUCAGUCAUGUUGACGAUAUUGGACUCAGUAUUGCCUCGUUGAUCGACAACGUCGACAAAGCUUCCAUUCCUGACACUCUCCGCAUCUAUAGCGACCGUGUCAGCCAGAAGGAGUUCUAUGACGCCUAUGAAAAGAGACACAAUGUCAAGUUGGAGCGCUCGUAUGAGUCCAAGGAGGAGGCUCUGCGCAAGGCAACUGAGAAAUUGAAUAGUGGUUUCAAGCCCGCUGACUUUUUGUAUUAUCUCAAUGUCGGUGUUUCACAGUCCCCAGAAGGGGGCUUUGCCUUCAAGGGAGACGGAAGAGACAUCGUCAACCCUGGGGAGAAGUAUUUCAAAUGGCGCAAGUUCGCUAAUUUUUACGAUUAA